GGUCUCACAGGCAUGUGAGUGAGCCCCACAUGAUGGCAUCAUCAACCUCCCUUUCAGGUCCUCGCACCCGGCCCAAGAAGCCUCUGGGCAAGAUGGCUGACUGGUUCAGGCAGGCCCUGCAGAAGAAGCCCUCGAAGAUACCGAGCUCCCCAGAGAGCUCCUCCAGCGACACCCCGCGGGUCUCCUCCGGGACACAGCCUGCUAGCUCGAGCCUCAGCACCACGGCCUCACCAUCCGCCACCCGGCCAUCAGCCGCCUCGGAGGAGCACGAGGGCGCCCGCAGCAACACUGGCCGCUGGAGCAGGGACUAUGAUGUCUGCGUGUGUCACAGCGAGGAGGACCUGAUGGCUGCGCAGGAGCUAGUCUCCUACCUGGAGGACAGCGCUGCCAGCCUGCGCUGCUUCCUGCAGCUGCGCGAUGCUGCCCCGGGCGGUGCCAUCGUUUCCGAGCUUUGCCAGGCCCUGAGCAGCAGUCACUGCCGUGUGUUGCUCAUCACCCCGGGCUUCCUUCGCGAUCCGUGGUGCAGGUACCAGAUGCUACAGGCCCUCUCCGAGGCCCCAGGCGCCGAGGGCCGCACCAUCCCCCUGCUGUCGGGCCUUUCCAGAGCCGCCUACCCACCCGAGCUCCGAUUCAUGUACUAUGUGGAUGGCAGAGGCCCUGAUGGAGGCUUUCGCCAAGUCAGGGAUGCCGUCUUGCACUAUCUGCGGACACUCAGCUGACUCACGCCGUUGUGGGGCCCAGCAGGCUGGGACUGUGCUGGAUCUAGAGGCCCCUGCAGGGUCUUGGGUCUAGCAGAUACACUAAGAGGCCUCAGGAGCCAGGACCUCGUUCGUUCAUGACCAUCAGGCCUCCCUUGCUGCGGGCUCCCAGGAAAGCCAAGGGGAAGUCAGGGACUCCCCCUAGGAAAGUGGUGAGGAAGAUGGGACUUCCCCCACCCCCAGGAAGGCCAUGGGGAGGCUGGGGACUCCCCGAGGAAGGCCAUGAGGAAGCUAGAAGUUGGAGGUGGUAGGGUUGCUUGCGGGGGUUGGCAGCGUUUUUGCCCCCUGGCUCAUUGGACAGGAAGCUGGGCACAUGCCUGUUUUUCUUCCCCUGCAAGUAGGCACUGGUUCAAAUAGGCACAUCCUCCCGGAGUGAUGAGCUGGAUGCCCAGACUGCAGGCCGCAGUGCCAAGGUCUUCCCAUGCCCUGGGGGUCCUUUGAACAGGUGCCAGUCCUCAGGUCCUUCCUAACUACACUACCACUGCUCUCUUUUGAGACACAGGCCUACUCUGAGAGUGGAUGUACCAUGUCUUGUUGCACACGUGUUGCAAAAGACACAGAUCUAGAAGCUAUUCUGAAUUAUAGGAGAGGGGACUCGGUCCCUUCAGUGGGGGAUCCAUAGACCUCCACUCCAGCCUGUGCAGCCCGGGAGCCUUCCUCGGAGCUCUGGGUAGAGUUGUAACUUUCCCCGUAGCCACGUGCACCUCCCGGCUAAGGGAUCCACGGUCUCCCCUGGCAGUGCCACGCUCCUGACAGGACAGGCACGGCUCCACUUGACAGUUCUCAGCAGGUUUUUGAACUAAAGAGGAUUUUAUUGUUCGGUACCUCUUCUCUCCCUUCCGACCUCCUGUCCCCUCUUUGAGCACACUUGAAGAUUACAUGUGAUGAUGUAAAGAAGGACGAAGGAAGGAUAUUCACUCCUGUGCCUCCCAGCCAGCUUAGGAAGCAAGACCUCCUCAUUGCCAAGGUGCUCUUUC
This is a messenger RNA of Ochotona princeps (American pika), 1735 nucleotides long. It is a transcript of the gene TIRAP, whose product is annotated as TIR domain containing adaptor protein. Bases 30 to 719 code for a protein of 229 amino acids. The transcript has 3 exons. Gene Ontology annotation, biological process: signal transduction. Lineage: Eukaryota; Metazoa; Chordata; Mammalia; Lagomorpha; Ochotonidae. The record is from RefSeq and is a predicted model, not a curated record.